UUAUGGAAGUUUCGGAAGAGCCUGGUUCCCUUUUAUCUACGCAUGUGUUGUUUACAUCUUAUUUCCGGCAAUACACAAAAAUGUGAUCAGACAGAACUGCCAAAAGUGGUAGAACUGUCACUAGUCUUCAAUUGAAAUGAACGUUUCUUUGUUCAUGUCGUUUUAAGAAGAGACAUUCGAUUUGACAGUCAUGACUUCAAGAAGUCAGAAGUCAGAUUUAAAUCUCAGCCUGACUGGAUCCCAGAUAUCCUCAAGUUCAAAGUCACGUCCGUUACAUCGGCCUAGUUCUGUUACUGAUGUUAGGCAAUCUAAAGGGGAUGUACAGAAAUCACAGUCCAGUACAAAAAAGAGGAAUUCUCUACAUGGAGUUGAUAAUUUAAGUCAAAGAAGCGAUGCAUCUUCAGCUCGGAAAAAGAAUCCAAGGCAACAUGGGAGAUCUCCUAGUGAUGACUUCCUGGAACUGUUUGAAAAUUCAAUGCAACCUAAGAUCAAAGCACCUUCAGCUUCCCAGAAGAAACCAGGACCCAAUGCAGUUAAAGUUCUCUGGCAACCAAGCCCAAAGAAAUUUGGAGCAGGUGACAGUGCAAGAACAAAUAGUACGGCAAGAUCUAAUAGUACAUCAAAAACAAACAGUACAGCAAGAACAGUAAAUAAAGAUUUUGAUGAUUUUUUACCUCCCUCAGACAGACAGGAGAAUUUUUUCCAACCAUCAAGUGUUCGUAGCAGCUCUGAUUCAGAAGAAGACUGUUUAUCAUCAAGCUUGAGUAAAAUACAAGCACUUAAAGAAAAACAUAAACUUCAACAAGAUAAAAUGAAUGAUUUAUUCCUCAGUCCACGUGAUAGGGUUGUGAACAGUCCACGUGAUAGGGUUGUGAACAGUCCACGUGAUAUGGUGGUGAAAGACGCUGUGCCUAAAGCUAGUAACUUUAGUGGUAUCGCUAACAAUAUGGUUGUAACUAGCAAACCUCAACGAGUGAAAGCAUCGUUGUCAAAUAUAGAAAAUUCUUAUCAAAAUAUUAAACAUAAAACUCCUGUUAAUGAAGUGAAAAAACAAGAUGUGUCGCAACAAUUAAAAAAACAAGAUACAUCACAACAAAUAGGUCGGAAUAUUGCAGAGGAUUUUAUAAAGACUUUAAACAAUGCAGCAACUAAAAUUCAGCGAUGGUAUCGUGAGCACAAAGCUCAGCAAUUGAAAAAUGAGGCAACUGUGAAAGCCGGGGAAGCAGCCCUAAAACGUUUACUCCAACAAAAAAAACAGGAUCAUGUUGAUCAUAAAAUAUUGGACUUAGAUUUUCUUAGUGAGGAUGAAAGUGAGAAAAAAAGUGUUGAAGACAGGAAAAAAUUAAGAGAGGAAAAAGCUAGGCAAGCAAGACAACAAGCUAUUCAGGAAUUACAGAAAAAAAGGGAACUAAAAAGGGAAGAAGUUAAAAGAAAAGCGGAGGAGGAAGUAACAUAUUUACAAGCAAGUGGCAAAAUAACCAAAAAACCAUUACGUGUAGGAAAGAAGAAAUCACCAGUCAGUGGCUCUCCUGUACCCAAUAAAUCUAAAGAUAGUAACAUCGAUCGGGAUACAAAUACUUCUGUUUCUACACUUAAAGAUGAGGAAGAAGAUUUAUUAGAGUCAGUAUCAAAUAUAAACCCAGGCGAGUCUAGUCGAGAGAGUGCAAGAAAAGAAAGAAGUGAGGCUGCAUCAACUAAAACAACAUUAGACGAUCUGUUAGAUACUCUUAAAAAGUUAGAAGCUGACGAACAGUUGGAAACUCCUAAACCAGUCACUAAGAAUGCUUGGUUGGAAGACAUAGAUAAAGAUUCAACAAAAUCACAUCUUACAUCAGAGAAGUUACAGAAAUUAAACUCAGUUGGAGAGUCUGUUAGUAAAAGUGGGUUUUUGACAGACGAUAAGUUAAAAAGUAUAAUGACCUUCUUAGAUGAAGUACAAACAUCAGACAGACUCAGUUCUGUAGACCAGGAGCUGGCGAAAGAAUCUCACAAUUUUGAGUUACCUCCCAUGUUAGUGCCAUCAGCUGAUGAACUUCUCCAGUUGGACCAUGCUAAGGAAGCUGCCGAUGAAGUAACAUCUACAGUUCUGUCACAGAGAAUGGAAUUAGAUGAGAAAAAGAGAAGUUGUUCUAUGUUGCAGAAAGCUUUGAACCAGCAAAGGGAGUUAACUGUCCGACAUGCAAGAGAAGCAGAAAGAGAAAUGAACAAAAGAUUAGAUGUCCAAAAAGAUGAAUAUGAGGAAGCUAUAAAAAGACAUUUAGGAUUUAUAGAUCAGCUUAUUGAUGACAAAAAGUCUAUGUCUGAAAAAUGUGAAAAGUUAGUCAAGGAGCUGAAGACUAUAGACAAGAAAUACCAGGAUAAAAUUAGAUCUUUAGAUGAUAGACAUGGUUUAGAAACACAGAAGCUGAAAGACAUGCAUGAAGCAGCUGAGAAGUUACGGAGAGAAAGAUGGAUAGAAGAUAAAACGAAAAAGAUUAAAGAAAUGACAGUUAAAGGAUUAGAACCAGAAAUUCAAAGAUUAAUUUCAAAACAUAAAUCUGAGUUAAAGAAAAUCAAACAGAUCCAUGAAGCAGAGUUACUGGAAUCUGACGAGCGAGCAGCUCAGAGAUAUGUUAAAAUGACAGAAGAACUACGAGAUCAAUUAGCUAAAGAAAAGGAAGCUGCUUGUGCAAGAGAAAGAGAACUCAGUAAACAAAGAUAUGAGAAAGAGUUAAAGAAUGAGGAGGACGCCUACCAGCAACAAAGAAGGAGGUUACAUGCUGAGGUCCAGGAAGAGAAAGACCGAGUAUCUCAGCAGGCCACACGACAGAGAACAGAGUUAGAUAGACUACAACGACAGUUAGAAGAUAGUCAUGCUCAUGCAUUAACAGCUAUGAAACAAGAAUAUGAAAAAAGUCGAGAAGAACAAGAAAGAAGGCAUUAUGAUGAAAUGAGAGACAGUAAAGAAAAGUUAAAACUAGAAAAAGAAUCUUGGGAACAAAAUUUUCUAAAGAAGCAAGAAACAUGGGUUGUGCAAAAAGAACGAGAAUUGAAAGAGCAGGUAAAAAGAGAGCGAGAUAAGGAAAUAGAAAUGGUGAUUACACAACUAGAAAACGAUGCCACUUCAACACGAGAAGAUAUAGAGCGGGCAUCAGAACAUAAAACGAGGAGACUGAGAGAAAAAUAUGAGGCUGAAAUGAAAGAUUUAGAGAGAUCUGAAAGACAGGCAUUAGAAAAAUAUAAUGAAAUGAAGGCAAGACUAACAGAAGUUGAUGGUGAAAAUGAGUGUUAUAAGGUACAACUGAAACAGAAAGAUCAAGAAAUAGCCAGUCUUAAAAAGUUAACAGAUAAAAUGCACCAGGAACGAGACCGUGUUUCUGAUAUAAUCAGACAGGAGUUUGCAGAUCGCUUAGUGACAACAGACGAGGAAAACAAACGACUGAAGAACGGAAUGUCCGAGAUGAAGGCAAGACACAGAAUAGAGCUGGAUAGACAGAAAGAACAUAUAGAGGAAAUAAGAAAACAGAAGGAUGAAGAAAUGGAGGAGGUUCAUAAGAGAGUAAAAGAUGCGAUUUUAAAGAAAGAAGAAAUUGUAACCCAGAUUAAGCAGCAGUAUCAGGCUGCCCAGAAACGAGCAGAUCAUUUAGAGGGACUAUUACAACAACAGAGGAAGCAGCUUCUAGGCAAAUGAUAAAAACAUGUUAAGAUAGAUUCCAUGUCAAUGGUGGAAGGGGAGAUAACUCAAGGCUUAGACUGAGAUCACUAGGACAUGUUGUACAGACUAUUAUAGUCAAAUGAUUCCGUCGCCACUAAAUACUACAAAGGUUGUGUCUUUAUUCCAAUGUCAAAUGAAUUGGAGAAAUUUGUAGAAAGGCCAGGGUACUUACUAUCUGUAAAUGUUAUAAUAACUCAUGCUUGCUUUUAUUCAUGUAGACUGAUCAUUUUAUCCAAUUAAUAAUCUGGAGGGCUGCAUACGUUUGUCUGUCAGCAGUUUAUAGAACAGGUAGAUCAUAGCCUCUUUUAAAUUAAUGUCCACUGUAGAGGAUCUGAUAUAUGUGUAUAUAGAUAUAGGAAGAUGUGGUAUGAGUGCCAAUGACAUAUGCCCAAAUAUAGUAUAGUUUGUAUCCAAGUCAGUAUGUAUGUUUGUAAUGUCAAGGAUCCUAAGGUAGUUAACAUGUCAGGGACUUAACCUGUUAGUCUGAGAAACAUAUCUAUGUUAUGUGCAUGGCUAAAAAUAUUUAAGAUUACUAACUAUUUUGGAGUUCUAUUUGUUUGUUUAAAUUUUCCUGAACUUAAGAUAUCUUGAGGAGAAUAAUUUCUAUUUGUCCACCUUUGCCUGUGUUUACAUUAGGUGGUUUUUAGAUCAUAAGACUGUCAAUAUUGUUUUACUAUUAUAUUCUUGAUUUUGUCUGAUAUUACAUCUAGUUGUCUUCAGAUCUUUAGAUUGCCAAUAUGUUUUACUAUCUAAUACUUGAUCAACAUUGAGGGGAAAUAACUCCAUUUUCUCUUGUCAGUUGUUUGUUCUCUAGUUUAUGCAUUUAAAACCAUUAGGUGAGAGAUUGUUGACUUUGUGCCUUGGAAACAUUUAGAUCUGAGAUUAAUGAUUUCUGCUCCUUUCAGUGCCAUUAUAUUCAAGAGAGUUUAUAUCUUGAAAACAUUGGUUAAAAGGAAAACAUUUGUAUGUGUCCACACUUGUCUAUAAGUUUUAGAUCUGUUAUUGUUUACCUCUUUAACUUCUUGAACGUACUCUUGAUGUAAUUGAUUUUUCCAUAAAUUAUUUAGUAGUUUUUUUUUAAAUUCUAAUCAUGAAUUUCUUGAAGAAACUACUCUAUUUAUGAUAUAAAAGUUGUUCUAGGUAUAACAGUUGAUCUAGGUAUAACAGUUGAUUUAGGUAUAACAGUUGAUUUAGUUAUAAAAGUUUUUCUAGGUAUAAAAGUUAUUUUAGGUAUAUAAGAAGCCAUUGUUUAACAUGUUUCCUUCGUAGAAUUUCAUUGUUUUUUAUUUGAAUAGUUUCUUUUAUCUGUAUUAAUAAUUUUAUCAUAAAAUCUUUUUCUUAUUAUACCCUGUAUGGCCAAUUUGGAAUUAAGUGUUACCCUUGUCUUUCUGUAACUCUUUCUGAAUGGUUAUAUGUCCUUACGUAGGUCCUAUAAUUAUUAAAUUUUAUGCCCACCUAAAAUAGUAUUCUGGUCUGUGCGUCCAUCCGUUCGUCCGUUCGUCUGUCCAGCUUCAGUUUAAAGUUUUUGGUCAAGGUAGUUUUCUAUGAAGUUGAAGUCCAAUCAAUUUCAAACUAAGUACACAUGUUCCCUAUGAUAUGAUCUUUCUAAUUUUAAUGUCAAAUUUGAUUUUUACCCCAAUUUCACGAACCACUGAACACAGUGAAUGAUAGUGCAAGUUGGGCAUCCAUGUACUGUGGACACAUUAUUGUUGUAAUUUAAUUUUAAGUUACCUUGUUUUACUUAUUUUAAAUCACUGUUUGUUUCAUUAUAAUCAUUGAUUAAUCUUCAUCAACUAGAUUGAAAUCACUAAUUGAAGUCCAAUUCAUUUUAUGCCAAACUGAAGUCAAUUCACUUUCAGAUAUAAAUAUUAAUUACCUUUUAUCAGAGCAUCAUUACGUAAUACUGGCAAAUUAAAACCCACUACUUCUAUUUAAUUGUUUGUUUUUCAUCACCUAGAAAUAAAACUUCCAUAAAUUUAUUGUGACACAUUUAAUUAAACUUUGUUAUGUAAGUAAUGAUGUUGACAAUUAUUCAGGAUUUCAAAUGUUCUGUUAUGAGGCAAUAACUUAUUUAAAUUCUGUUUCUAUCAGAUUUAAUGUUGUGUUUGUUCAAAGGUCCAUGUUGUUAGGGGAAAUGUAUGCCUGUUGAGUUUUCAAAACAAUAUACAAAUUGAAGAAAGUGUUUCUUUGAAGAAAAAUUAGUAUGUCAGAAAAUGUCCAAAAAAUAUAUAAGUUUUCUUUUCCUGAAACUGACAAUACUACAUUGGACUGAGAAAUGUAUGCUUUGUACAGAAAUAAGAUUAUAAUGAAUUUCUUUCAAACAGAUAUAUUUUUGCAUUUCCUGUAUUCUUUAUUUUGACAUUAAAUUUUCUACAACGUCAUUAUAAUAUGCUAAAUGUUGUAUUUGAAUGAAGCUUACUAGACCAAUCAAAUAAAGGCUUGCUUAUAAUCUAGUCCAACUCAUUAUUUUGCUAUUAGGUUAUUUUAAAGUUACAUUAUAUGAGUUAUAAGAAUAACAAUGUAUUAAAUAAAUAUAGAUUCUUACAUUGAUACCAGUGGAUUAUCAGAUUUAUCCAAUCGAGAUAGUUAAAUUAUCAAUUUUAAAGUUCGAGCCGCCUCGGCGAGUACUUUAAAAUUUAUAAUUUAACUAACGAGAUUAGAUAAAUCCGAUAAUCCACGAGUAACUAUGUAAGAAUCUGUUUCUCUAAUGAUUAAAAAGACAUUUUCUUUUUUUGUUUACCAAAAAUCCCUUUCGAGUGCCUUUCACAUUACACGAAGUUGUCAAUUUCAUUAACACCUGUUAUCAUAUUUUGGUUCAUCCAGUCAGCCAAAAAGAUCAUGACCCUUAAAAUCAUCCAAUGAUCUUCUGAGAUCACCAGCAACCACACGUUGAUUAAAUUUUUUUAUACAAUGGGUUCGAAAAGGGAUAAAUUUCCAUAGAAUUAGAGAAUGUCUUAUAUACGUCAAGUAUAAUAUACACUUAUAUACCAGUAAUUGCAUGCUCUGUACUGUUCCUGACUGAAGGUUGUGACCAUAUCAUAUUUACUUUUCUAUGUCUAUUUAGGUGUGAUUUUGUUUUAUCUUAGCCCAAAACUUUCUCCUCUUGUGUAUAAUAAACAGAAACAUUUUUUUAAAUGCUCAUUUGUUUAAUUUUAAUCAAAGAAUUGUACUUAAAGUGCUAGCAGAUGUGAUGAUUUUGUAUAUAUAUUUGUAGAUUUUUUUUUAUUUAUUUAUGAUAUUCAUUGUUAGAUAUUAAAGAAAACAUUUUUUAUUGUG
Mytilus trossulus (common blue mussel) is the source of this 6970-nucleotide messenger RNA. Its product is annotated as centrosomal protein of 131 kDa-like. The transcript is spliced from 20 exons. The record is from RefSeq and is a predicted model, not a curated record. Gene Ontology annotation, biological process: regulation of centrosome duplication; intraciliary transport involved in cilium assembly; cilium assembly. NCBI's taxonomy places the organism in Eukaryota, Metazoa, Mollusca, Bivalvia, Mytilida, Mytilidae. Gene Ontology annotation, cellular component: centriolar satellite. Bases 191 to 3670 code for a protein of 1159 amino acids.